Molecule: messenger RNA, 3085 nt
Organism: Hippocampus comes (tiger tail seahorse)
Lineage: Eukaryota; Metazoa; Chordata; Actinopteri; Syngnathiformes; Syngnathidae
Gene: pla2g4ab
Product: phospholipase A2, group IVAb (cytosolic, calcium-dependent)
Exons: 19
Coding region: 402-2651 (749 amino acids)
Biological process (GO): glycerophospholipid catabolic process
Cellular component (GO): cytosol; Golgi apparatus; nucleus
Molecular function (GO): calcium ion binding; calcium-dependent phospholipid binding
Source: RefSeq, a predicted model, not a curated record
GCCCCCAAGUGGAUGCAGCAGCGAGGACGCGCUGUGCGCAAUUGGAGCGGAGCUCCUCGCUUCCUCUGCCGAAACUCGCCUUAUUGUCUCAUGUUGAGUGAGAUAUCUUAUCAUUUUUACGAUCAAUGUUUUCUGGGGUGCUAACAAGAGCUUAAGUUUCGCGCCCAUUCAACUAAACACUGCUUCUCCGGCAACUGGCCACAAAGUGAAGCGAGGCGCCUCCUCCCUCCGCGACUGUGGUGGAAUCAUAUUCGCUCGAUUGGCACGACGUUUCUUUUUUCAGGAUUUGUGAGUUGAAACAUUACAUCUUCUUUAAGGCUCUCAAGGUGUGGGCUGAUGACUGAGAUGUUUUUCUCCUGAACUCCCAUCCUGAUAAAGGCUUACACCACUGACACGAUACCAUGGCAUCUAAUAUAAUUGUGGAACAACAAUUUUCCCACAAGUUCACAGUGACAGUCGUUCGAGCCGAGAGCGUCACGAAGGGAGCACUUGGGGACUUGUUGGACACACCAGACCCAUAUGUGGAGCUGUUCAUCCCGACAGCCCCAGAAAGCAGGAAGAAGACCAAACACAUAGACAACGACAUCAAUCCAAAAUGGGAUGAGACGUUUCACUUCAUAUUAGACCCCAACCUGCAGAACAUCCUUGAGGUUACAUUAAUGGAUGCCAAUUAUGUGAUGGAUGAAACCCUCGGGACUGCUUCUUUUGAUAUCUCCAACCUCAAAGUGGGCCACAGGCAGAAGGAGACCUUUCUCAUUGGCAAAGCAACCAAGGUCUACUUAGAGCUGUUCCUGGAGAUAUGCACCAAGUUGGAUCUACGGUUCAGCCUGGCCCUGUGUGACAAUGAGAAACAGUUCCGACAGACGCGCAGAGAAAGGGUGAUGCUGGGCAUCAAGAAGCUACUAGACAUGGAGAAGCCCCGAUUCCUUCCCAGCUCACCGGAAGAGGUACCAGUCAUUGCUAUCUCAGGUUCUGGAGGUGGCUUUCGUGCCAUGGUUGGCUACUCUGGUGUGAUGAAGGCCCUGUUUGAGUCUGGAGUUCUAGAUUGUACCACCUAUAUUGCUGGUCUCUCCGGAUCCACCUGGUACAUGUCUUCACUCUACUCGCACCCUGAGUUUCCAAACAAGGGGCCGAAAGAGAUAAACCAGGAACUAAUGAACAGAGUCCGCAGUAAUCCAUUGAGGCUUUUGCUGCCGCAACACGUAACCAACUACAUCCAAGCUUUGUGGACCAAGAAAGCCUCUGGACAGCCAGUUACUUUCACCGAUAUCUUUGGUAUGCUCAUCGGGGAAACACUCAUACCCGCGAGGAUGGACAUCAAGUUAAGUGACAUUCAGGAAAAAAUAAACCAGGCACAAUGUCCUCUUCCUCUCUUCACCUGUCUACAUGUCAAGCCAGAUGUUUCUGAGCUCAUGUUUGCAGACUGGGUGGAGUUCAGCCCUUAUGAAAUUGGAAUGGCAAAGUAUGGCACCUUCAUGACACCUGACUUGUUUGGAAGCAAGUUCUUUAUGGGAACAGUUGUCAAGAAAUGUGAAGAAAACCCUCUUCACUUUCUAAUGGGUGUGUGGGGCAGCGCCUUCUCCAUUCUUUUCAACAGGGUGAUUGGGGUCAAAGACACAGCUGGAGGCUCCACUAUGGAGGAGGAGUUAGAACAGAUUAAACCACAGCACAUCGUUGGAGAGGACAGCAUGGACAACGAGGAUGAACCCCACAAAGGUGGCUCCGAGAAUCAAGAGGCAGAGGAGGAGUAUCAUCGAACCGCUCAAGCCAGCUGGGUUCAAAGGAUGUUCACGUCGCUCUUCAGUGACUCGGCCUUGUUCAACACCAGAGAGGGUCGCGCCGGGAAGGUGCAUAACUUCAUGUUGGGUCUGAACCUGAACACCAGCAUCCCUUUCUCUCCGAUCAGUGGGUUUGUCUGCAAUGCACCUACACCAGACGAAGAGGUGGACGCUGUCACAGACCCGGAUGAGUUUGAUCGUAUCUAUGAGCCUUUGGAUGUGAAAAGUAAGAAGAUCCAUGUGGUGGACAGCGGACUGACCUACAAUCUUCCCUACCCUCUCAUCCUGCGGCCCCAACGUGGUGUCGACCUCAUCAUUUCCUUUGAUUUCUCUGCACGACCUAGUGACUCCAGCCCGCCGUUUAAGGAGCUCCUGCUGGCUGAAAAGUGGGCUCGAAUGAACAAGCUUCCAUUCCCGAAAAUCGAUCCAAAAGUCUUCGACCGAGAAGGCCUCAAGGAAUGCUACGUGUUCAAACCCAAAAAAGGCGAAAAGCACUGCCCAACUGUCAUCCACUUUGUCCUGGUGAAUAUCAACUUCAGGAAGUUCAAAGCACCUGGAGUUCCAAGAGAGACUGAGAAGGAGAAGGAGUUUGCAGACUUUGACAUCUUUGAUGACCCUGAGUCGCCAUUUUCCACAUUCAACUUUCAAUACUCCAACGAGGCCUACACUCGACUUCACGACCUCAUGGAGUUCAACACGCUCAACAACUUGGAGGUGAUUAAAGACGCCAUCAAAGAUCGCAUCGUUUCUCGGAAGGAGAAUCCUUCGAACGUCACGCUGCCCUUAUCCCUCGGUGCGAUUCCCAAGAAGAGGCUUCUCAAAAGGAAUCUUCAUGGCAAACCCUGGAAUCACUGCGGAAACAAUGACCAAUAGCCUGCUGCAAGAAGGAGACUUUGCAUUGACCUUUUGAUCUCAUUUAGAGUAUGGCAUUUUCUUUUUGGAAAAUGAGAAUUACUUUUCAUGUUGUGUUAUGAUGUUGAUGCUGAAUUGGACCUGGAAGGGAUUUAGUGUAGAACUAUGACGUUUACCGGUCAGAAACACACUGACAUUUUUCACUUGGCUUCAGUUGCACAUAUUGGGAAAACUGUUCCUAGAUCAGGAACAGCUGAUGUUUGGUUUCCCCCUGGCUGGGACUGAAUGUCGACCCUUUCAUUCUGUUUGAGCAGCAAGGCAUCAUAUUUUUUUUCUGUGCUUUUUAAGAAACAACUAAGUCACAUAUGCAUCCAACCAUCCAUUUUCUAAUCUGCUUUUCCUCACGAGGGUCGCGGUGUACUGGAGCCUAUCCCAGCCGUCUUGGGGCAUUAGGC